Molecule: messenger RNA, 969 nt
Organism: Pseudovirgaria hyperparasitica
Lineage: Eukaryota; Fungi; Ascomycota; Dothideomycetes; Acrospermales; Acrospermaceae
Product: COX1 assembly protein
Exons: 3
Coding region: 1-969 (322 amino acids)
Biological process (GO): mitochondrial respiratory chain complex IV assembly
Cellular component (GO): membrane; mitochondrion
Source: RefSeq, a predicted model, not a curated record
AUGAGCCAGUUUGGCCCACUCUGGAGGCAUGUAUCUCGCCUAAAGACCAUAAACGAGCAGAGAAUAUGCUCUAGGACACUUCCAAAGAGGCAGAAGCCUCUCCACCAGCAAUCGCGCCGCUACGCUCAUCAGCCCGCAGACGACGCCGAAUGGGUAUCGCCAGUAGACAAACCUGCUGUACUUAUGCGCUCGAAGGCGAAUAAGAAACAUGGUCCAGGUCUUAUCAUACUAGCAUUGAUGCCAAUCACAGCAUUCGCCCUCGGUACAUGGCAAGUCCAGCGACUUUCCUGGAAGACCGAUCUCGUCGCCCGCUACGAGGACCGCUUAGUCCGUCCGUCCCUCCCUCUCCCACCACACAUUGACCCAAGCGCGAUCCCCGAUUUCGACUAUCGCCGUGUGUUCGCACGAGGCAAGUUCCGACAUGACCAGGAGAUACUACUCGGUCCGCGCACGCAUGAUGGUAAAGAUGGGUAUCAAGUGAUAACACCAAUGGAGCGGUGGGACGAGCAAGGCAAGGAGAUGGGCAAAGUUCUGGUCUGCCGCGGCUGGAUAUCGCGAGCAAAGGAACUGCAGAAAGAUAGAGCUGGCCCUGAUGCAUUACCAGAAGGAGAGAUUAUCGUGCAAGGUUUGCUAAGGCAGCCCUAUAAGAAGAACAUGUUUACCCCGGCUAAUAGUCCGGAGAAAAAUUUGUGGCAUUUCCCGGAUAUCGAGGCCAUGGCUAAGCAUGUUGGCGCAGAGCCUGUGUUUGUGGAAGAGACUAUGCUACCUGAUUUACUAGUAUCUCAAUCGAGAGAGACGAACGGUGUACCAAUUGGGCGGCCCGCGGCUGUGAACCUGAGGAAUAACCACACACAGUACAUAAUCACAUGGUAUGCUCUAGGUAUCGCCACUUCUAUCAUGUUCUGGAUGGUGGUCAAGAAGCCACAGUCAGGCAUCCAACAAAGACUACAACAGGCCAGGAAAUGGUAA